AUGGGAUUUGAUGCCAUCAUUGAUAACAAUAAACACAAGUUAAUAUGGUGCAGAUCGAUAUCUACGUUGUCAACCAUAUCGGAAGCAAUUAAUUUUACUAUAAAAAAGAAUUCAAUCUCGUUAUCAGCAAUCAAUGUUGCAAGAACUUCACAUGGGGAAAUAAUAUUCAAAGAUUCGUUUUUCAGUACUUUUGAAGUUGGUUUCAAUGAUAUUUUGCCAGAUGGAUUCGUGAAGGAUGUAAAUCAAGAAGACCGAUCGUAUUCUUUCAUGAUCAAUUCCAAACAUUUAGCCACAUUGUUUAAAAACUUAGAUUCAAAUAGUAUGAAAUACAUCAACUUAAAAAUACAUUGGUCAAAAUCAUCACCAAAUAACUUAAAGUAUAAACUUUUGAUUGAAAUAUUAAACAAAAAAAUGAUUUUGAAAAAAUAUCAAACUGGUUAUUUGCCAAUUACGAGGAAAGAAAUUAAAAUUGCAUCAGAUUACAAGGAACAAUUUUAUAAACAAGAAGAAAAUGAGGCGAUUAUAGCACCCCGUGAUAAAAUUUAUCAUAUGAUGAUUGAUUUGAUAAUUCCUAAACAAUUCUUAGAAAUGGUUCCUUCUGCUGCUGAAGAUUUUAAAAUUGAUAUCAAGAAUGAGAAAGUUCUGUUUGGUGGAUAUACAAAAGCUAUUGUUAAAGAUAGAGAUUAUAUCAAACAACCAAUGGCAGUUACAGUGACAAUUAGUCUUGACGAGCUAGCUGAUAGCAACUUGAUAGUUCCUGAAUCUGAUGGGGGACCAUUACGUCAAUUAGUCAAUUUUGGAAUGAAAGAUUUCAAAAAUUUUUUAAAUUUAAUUGGUUAUUUUACUUCUUCAGCUUCAUCUUAUGCUGAACAAUUUGACGAAGAAUAUGCAACAUUGGGAAAUCAAACGGAUUACUUUCAUGUAUACUUUAGAGAACCAGGCGAUCCAAUAUUAUUUGAUUUACAGAAUUAUCAACAUGUCGACGUACAAUUUAUUCAAAUCACAGCAGGCGACAAGUCAUUAAAUCACGAAAAUGAGAAGGAAAUUGAUCCACAAGCUGUUAGAAGACAUUUAUCUUUGGAAGCUCCAGUUAUACAUAAAGUUGACAAGCUACCCAUCGAUAUUCCAAAAGAGGUUGAUGCUGAACCCGGAUAUGGUACAGAGCAUAAUGAAGAUAAUGAUGGUGGUGAAUUUGGUUCUAGAGAUUCUUCACAAGAAGAAGCUUCUAUGAGAAAGUUCACAUUUGGGAGAUUACCAAAUGAUAAUGGUAAAAGCAAAUUGAGUAAGGAGAAUUUAGCUAGAAGAGAGGGCAGUGAUGGAUUUUUGUAUUCAGAUUUGAAUGAAGAUGUGGUAACAUAUACCAAUACAAGAGAAACCAAGAUGAAGGAAUAUGAUAGAGGAGCAGAAACGGAAUAUAGUGAUUCCGAAGAAGAAUUUGAAGGGCCACAGAUAAAGCGGAGAUUACUCGAUACACAGGACGAGUUAGGUCCAACACAAGCUGGUGAAAAAGUUGAAUCAAUAUUUUAA
This is a messenger RNA of Lodderomyces pseudojiufengensis, 1527 nucleotides long. It is a transcript of the gene DDC1, whose product is annotated as Ddc1p. The transcript has a single exon. NCBI's taxonomy places the organism in Eukaryota, Fungi, Ascomycota, Pichiomycetes, Serinales, Debaryomycetaceae. Gene Ontology annotation, cellular component: checkpoint clamp complex. Gene Ontology annotation, biological process: cellular response to ionizing radiation; DNA replication checkpoint signaling; mitotic intra-S DNA damage checkpoint signaling. Bases 1 to 1527 code for a protein of 508 amino acids. The record is from RefSeq and is a predicted model, not a curated record.